Merops nubicus (carmine bee-eater) is the source of this 1885-nucleotide messenger RNA. RefSeq names its product contactin-1. The record is from RefSeq and is a predicted model, not a curated record. The transcript is spliced from 13 exons. Gene Ontology annotation, molecular function: cell-cell adhesion mediator activity. Gene Ontology annotation, cellular component: plasma membrane; axon. Gene Ontology annotation, biological process: dendrite self-avoidance; axon guidance; homophilic cell-cell adhesion. The annotation marks the transcript as partial. Lineage: Eukaryota; Metazoa; Chordata; Aves; Coraciiformes; Meropidae.
UCCAACUCCACCAUUUUUUCAGAGGAAGGAAACAAAGGUUAUGGACCUGUUUUUGAGGAGCAACCCAUUGAUACCAUCUAUCCAGAAGAAUCUUCAGAUGGACAAGUUUCAAUGAACUGCAGAGCUCGAGCAAUUCCUUUUCCUACUUACAGGUGGAAACUCAACAACUGGGAUAUUGAUUUAACAAAGGAUCGCUACAGUAUGGUGGGAGGCAGACUUGUUAUCAAUAAUCCAGAGAAAUCAAGGGAUGCUGGAAAAUAUGUCUGUGUAGUGUCGAAUAUCUUUGGAACUGUCAGAAGCAGUGAAGCCACUCUGAGUUUUGGAUAUCUGGAUCCUUUUCCACCUGAGGAACGCUAUGAGGUUAAAGUGCGAGAAGGUGUUGGAGCAGUGCUUCUUUGUGAGCCCCCUUACCACUAUCCAGAUGAUCUGAGUUACCGCUGGCUUCUCAACGAGUUCCCGGUGUUCAUCGCGUUGGACAAGCGGCGCUUUGUGUCACAGACGAACGGCAACCUCUACAUUGCAAACGUGGAAGCAUCAGACAAGGGCAAUUACUCCUGUUUUGUGUCCAGCCCUUCCAUAACAAAGAGCGUAUUCAGUAAAUUUAUUCCACUUAUCCCACAGGCUGAUCGUGCAAAAGUGUAUCCUGCUGAUAUCAAGGUGAAGUUCAAGGACACGUAUGCUCUCCUGGGGCAAAACGUGACACUGGAGUGUUUUGCUCUUGGGAAUCCGGUUCCUGAACUCAGAUGGAGCAAAUACCUUGAACCCAUGCCAGCCACUGCUGAGAUAAGCAUGUCUGGUGCAGUUCUUAAGAUCUUCAAUAUUCAGUAUGAAGAUGAAGGACUUUAUGAGUGUGAAGCUGAAAACUAUAAAGGAAAAGAUAAACAUCAAGCAAGAAUUUAUGUGCAAGCCGCUCCCGAGUGGGUAGAACAUAUCAAUGACACGGAGAAGGAUAUAGGCAGCGACCUGUACUGGCCCUGUGUAGCUACAGGCAAACCUAUUCCAACCAUCAGAUGGCUGAAAAACGGUGUUUCGUUCCGGAAGGGUGAACUAAGGCUGCAGAGUCUGACCUUUGACGAUGCCGGCAUGUACCAGUGUAUAGCAGAAAACACACAUGGAAUUAUUUAUGCAAAUGCUGAACUGAAGAUUGUGGCCUCACCUCCUACUUUUGAACUGAACCCUAUGAAGAAGAAAAUCCUAGCAGCUAAAGGGGGCCGUGUAAUCAUUGAAUGCAAGCCUAAAGCUGCUCCUAAGCCAAAAUUCUCGUGGAGCAAAGGAACUGAAUUGCUUGUAAAUGGGAGCCGCAUACGUAUCUGGGAUGAUGGGAGCCUGGAAAUUAUCAAUAUCACAAAGCUGGAUGAAGGUCGCUACACCUGCUUUGCAGAAAAUAACCGAGGAAAAGCGAACAGCACUGGUGUUCUGGAAAUGACAGAAGCUACAAGGAUUACUUUAGCUCCGUUGAACGUUGAUGUCACCGUUGGAGAGAAUGCUACCAUGCAAUGCAUUGCAUCCCAUGAUCCCACGUUAGACCUGACAUUUAUUUGGUCUCUAAAUGGCUUUGUAAUAGAUUUUGAGAAAGAGCAUGAACAUUAUGAAAGGAGUGUUAUGAUUAAAUCCAACGGUGAGCUGCUCAUUAAGAACGUUCAGCUGCGGCACGCGGGGAGGUACACGUGCACCGCGCAGACCAUUGUGGACAACUCCUCGGCUUCAGCCGACCUUGUGGUGAGAGGUCCUCCAGGCCCUCCCGGAGGUAUAAGAGUAGAAGAAAUUAGAGACACUGCUGUAGCACUUACCUGGAGUCGUGGAACAGACAAUCAUAGCCCUAUUUCUAAAUACACUAUCCAAUCAAAAACCUUUCUGUCUGAAGAGUGGAAAGAUGCCAAGACAG